AUUAAAGAACUCUACCUGCACGUCCUGAACGGUCCGUGAUGCACUGAAAACCAAAUUUCACAGUUUUUAUAAAAUAAUAUAUGCAAGCAAUUUUUCUCCCAAACGCUUCAGAGGUCUGCAAACCCUGCUGCAGCGCCACAACGAACACUCGUUCCUUCCUCGGUCGCGCCGGAGCGGCAAAAGCGAACGGAGAAGAGAGAGAGAGAAGCGAUGGAAAUGGAAAUAUUGGGCAUAAAUUUCGGUUGCGUGCUGGCGUCGCUGACGGCGGGGAAGUUCCCGGAGAAGGACUGCCUCCUCCCCCUCAUCUCCAAGAUCCUCGGCUACUGCAUCGUCGCCGCAUCCACCACUGUCAAACUCCCCCAGAUAUUUAUCAUAUUGAAGCACAAAAGUGUUAGAGGACUUAGUGUGCCGGCUUUUGAGCUUGAAGUAGUUGGUUAUACAAUUGCUUUGUCAUAUUGUGUUCACAAAGGGCUUCCAUUUUCAGCUUAUGGAGAGCUAGCCUUCCUCUUAGUUCAAGCUAUAAUUUUAGUUGCGAUUAUCUACUAUUAUUCCCAGCCAGUUGGAACCAAAACAUGGAUCAAGGCUCUGCUAUAUUGUGCUCUAGCACCAACCGUGUUAGCUGGGCAAAUUGACCCAAUGCUUUUCGAAGCCCUAUAUGCUUCACAACAUGCCAUAUUCUUCUUUGCUAGAGUUCCACAAAUAUGGGAAAACUAUACUAACAAGAGCACCGGGGAACUAAGCUUCUUAACAUCGUUCAUGAACUUUGGUGGUUCUAUUGUACGAGUUUUUACUAGCAUUCAGGAAAAGGCUCCAUUAAGUGUGGUUUUGGGUUCUGUGAUCGGCAUUGUGAUGAAUGGCACCAUAUUAAGUCAGAUACUUACGUAUCAAAAGCCGCCCACAAAGAAAGAGAAGAAAGUACAGUGAAUCAUCAGAUUUUGUAAGCUUGGUGCUGCAAUAUCAUCCUUUGUUUUAAUGCAAAGUCUCAGGAAUGUAGUCCACAUGUCUUCACCCUUGCAUUUUUCAUCUCAGCCGUUUGUAUUUGGUGGCUGUGGGGAUUCUCAAGAAGGCUCUCAGAUUGGAUGUUUUCUUCAUUCCCCUUUCUCUGUACCCUUUUUAUAUAAAUACACUCUCUUAAUAACUUUAGAAUGAAUGAAAAUGUAAAGGAAAUACAUGAUCUCAGAACAGAGAGCAUAUUUGUCAGAUCUACUUCAGACUAUUUUUAUUGCCAGGAUCUUGGUCCUCCAUCAAAUGUUCGAUUUGAGUAAA
This is a messenger RNA of Elaeis guineensis (African oil palm), 1266 nucleotides long. Its product is annotated as mannose-P-dolichol utilization defect 1 protein homolog 2. The record is from RefSeq and is a predicted model, not a curated record. NCBI's taxonomy places the organism in Eukaryota, Viridiplantae, Streptophyta, Magnoliopsida, Arecales, Arecaceae.